This is a messenger RNA of Strongylocentrotus purpuratus (purple sea urchin), 597 nucleotides long. RefSeq lists its product as uncharacterized. Gene Ontology annotation, molecular function: nucleic acid binding. The record is from RefSeq and is a predicted model, not a curated record. The coding region runs from base 1 to 597 and encodes 198 amino acids. The transcript has a single exon. NCBI's taxonomy places the organism in Eukaryota, Metazoa, Echinodermata, Echinoidea, Camarodonta, Strongylocentrotidae.
AUGGUAAACACCCACAAUGAGCACGAGUAUGCUGAACUCCAUCAUCCACCGGGAUAUGCUUUUAAUAAGAACAUGAGCAGGGAGAAAGUGAGUGUCUGGAUUGGUCUUUGUGGCAAUGGUUCAUUGGUGGGACCUUACUUUUUUGAAGGCAACAUCAAUGGCAGGGCGUACCUUGACAUGCUGAACAAUUUUAUUGUGCCUGAGAUGGAACAGAUCUUCCCCCGACAACGACGUGGAGCAUUCCGCAGGGCCUGGUGGGCUCAGGAUGGGGCCCCAGCCCACAGACUUAUUGCUGUGAGGAAUCGUUUGACUGAACUCUUUGGCAAUCGCAUCAUUGCUCUUCAUUUCCCAGUUGAGUGGCCGGCACGUUCACCAGAUCUGACACCAUGCGAUUUCUUUCUUUGGGGGUAUCUUAAAGGAAAAGUGUUCCAAACCCCACCGGCCACAAUUCAGGAGCUGAGGCAACAGAUAACAGGUGAAGUGAACCGAUUACGACAAGAUCAGGGAAUGAUCAGGCGUGCUGUCAGGGACAUGAGGAGGCGUUGCGAGCUUUGCAUGGAAAGGAAUGGCGGUCAUGUCGAGGGUACACAUCCCUAA